UUCAGUUUUUGACAAUCAAGACUAGGGCUUUAGGUUUAUAGGCCUUUGUAAAGUGUAGUAGCUCUGACCUGAGUAGCUCAACCAUGGCAGACAGCAACGAGAAUCAGCAAGACAAAGGCAAAGAUCAAGAGCAAGAGCAAUAUGGUGUCCUGCUUUACUACAAAUACACAGAAAUCCCUGAUCUCAACUCCCUCCUCUCCUUCUACAAUUCCAACUGCACUUCCCUCUCCCUCCUUGGCCGUGUCCGCCUCUCUCUCCAUGGAGUCAAUGUCACUGUUGGUGGCAAGUUGUCUUCAUUGGAGAAACAUAUUGAAGCUGUGAAAGCUAUUAGUUUAUUUGAAGGGACUGAUUUCAAGCUUGCUUCUUGUCAUUUUCCACUGAAUGACAAGGUUGCUCAUGAAUGUGGCUUCACUUCUCUUUCCAUUCGCAUUGUCAAGGAAUUGGUUACUUUUAGCCCUUAUCCUCUUGUUAAAGCACCGGAUGUUUCAAAUGCUGGUAGCCAUUUGUCCGCUGUGGAGUUCCAUUCUGUUCUUCAAAGUGCUGGGAAGCUUGUAGAUAAAGAAAGUCUAGUUGAUGAUAAAGGUCUUGUUUUAUUAGAUGCAAGGAAUCUGUAUGAGACGAGAAUUGGGAAGUUUGACAUGCCAAAUGUGGACACUUUGGAUCCUGGAAUCAGACAGUAUAGUGAUCUGCCAUCCUGGAUAGAUGAUAAUUCUGAACAAUUGCGAGGAAAGAAUGUCCUGAUGUAUUGUACUGGAGGAAUCAGGUGUGAGAUGGCAUCGGCCUAUAUUAGGUCAAAAGGUGCUGGAUUUGAGAAUGUAUUUCAGUUGUUUGGUGGAAUACAGCGUUAUUUAGAACAAUUUCCAGAUGGUGGUUUUUUCAAAGGAAAGAAUUUUGUUUUUGAUCACAGGAUUGCUGUUGGGAGCUCAGAUACAAAUAUCUUGGGAACCUGCCUUCCCUGUGGCUUAUCCUUUGAUGAUUACUCUUCACGAUGUAGAUGCUCAUAUUGUAGAAUGCUAUUAUUGGUCUGUGAUGGCUGCCGGAAGGAGGAAGCUGUUUAUGUUUGCGAGCUGUGCCAAAAACAUAGAAAGGUAAUUGAGUCAAAUGUUGCUGAAAAUGGUGAACAGCAAGAUAUAUUGCCUCAAGUUGAGCUCAAAACCAUUUCCUCAGAUACUAUCCUCUCGCCUCAUCUUCAUGGGGGACAGGGUGCUAGGCCUCCAAGAAAGCUAAGAAUCUUGUGCUUGCAUGGGUUUCGGCAGAAUGCAUCUGGUUUUAAAGGAAGAACUGCAUCAUUAGCCAAGAAACUUAAAAACAUUGCUGAGCUUGUCUUUGUUGAUGCACCUCAUGAGUUGCCUUUCAUAUUCCAGUCAUGUGUCUCGGAACUAGAGUGCAGUGAUGAAUCAUCAUUUUCGUCACAACAAAUUCUUCCCCCAACAGAAACUUGCAGGGGGAAGUUUGCGUGGUUGAUAGCACCUGAUUGCAAAGGAAGGAGUGCAACUGAUUGGAAAAAGGCAGAUAGUCCAUUUGAUCCCCUCCAGUACCUGCAGCAAACUGAAGGGUUUGAUGUAUCAUUAUCGUAUUUAAAGACAGUAUUCUCUCGGGAUGGGCCAUUUGAUGGGAUCCUGGGAUUUUCACAAGGAGCAGCGAUGGCUGCUUUACUUUGUGCACAAAAAGGGAGGCUAAAAGGUGACAUUGAUUUCAGAUUUGCAAUUUUGUGUUCUGGGUUCGCUCUUCCAUUUGUGGAGAUAGAGAGUGGAUCGAUUAACUGCCCCUCUCUCCAUAUAUUCGGAUGUGUUCCAGGCAAGGACAGGCAGAUUGCAAACAAAACAAGCAGAGAACUUGCUUCCUUAUUUGAAGAUGGUUGCUCAGUUAUUAUUGAGCAUGAUUGUGGUCACAUCAUUCCUACUCGGACUCCAUACAUUGAUGAAAUCAAAGGCUUCCUUCAACGCUUUCUGUAAUGCGAUUAAAAAUCCUUUGUUAACCAAUAUUGUUACUUUAAGAUGGCUUCUCAGCUAUGUUACCUGAUCCGUAUUUGCUUAUUACUCAUUACACCAUUUUUCUUCAA
Populus nigra (black poplar) is the source of this 2062-nucleotide messenger RNA. Its product is annotated as rhodanese-like domain-containing protein 6. Bases 84 to 1955 code for a protein of 623 amino acids. The transcript has 9 exons. The record is from RefSeq and is a predicted model, not a curated record. Lineage: Eukaryota; Viridiplantae; Streptophyta; Magnoliopsida; Malpighiales; Salicaceae.